AUGAUUUUCAGUUCACGGCUUCCGUUGCCCCCAGUCCCCCAAUGUGACGUGUUUAACUACAUCUUUCACCACAGUCGACGAGACUACCCUCGCAGCCGUGUACUCUAUCGCAUUGAUGGUACCGAUGAGCAAUUGACUCUGGCUGAGUUGGAGGCCCAGAGUCGACGCAUGGCCCUCGUCCUCCGGACUCAAUACAACAUCAAGCCGCAAGAUGUCGUCGCCAUCUUUGCUUAUGAUAAAAUCCAGUAUCCUAUCGCUUACUUUGGAGCGCUGGCGGCGGGCGCCACUGUUGCCCUGAUUCCUGUGCAAGCAUCUACUGCUGCUAGCGAUAUCGCUCGUCAUCUGAAGCAGAGCGACGCCAAACUGUUGAUUACCGAUACCAAUGUGCUAUCCUUGGCCGAGGCAGCAUGCACCCUACUAGAUACCCGGUCUCUGUCUCUGGUUACCCUUGAUGAGACUCCUAAUCAUCAGUAUCCCUGCGUUGCUGCACUCCUCAAUACAAUCACAACCCAUUGCCAAGAAGACAUCUUCCACCUGCAGACACCUGAAGCUGCCGAAAAUCAUACUGCGUUUAUCAACCGCACAAGUGGCUCAACUGGCAACAUGAAAUGUGUUCUAGUGAGUCACGCACACUUCAUUGCCACCCUCGAAGGCACACGCGCGACCAUACCCGCCAAUACAUCCCCCGACACAGACACUUGGGUCUCGCCAUUAUCACUCGGUUUUUUCAUCAACGCGAAGCUGAGUAUGGGACUCAAUAUCGUUCUAGGCAUCCCGGUGGUCCUGGUACCAUCCAAGCCAGACCUCGACGCCGCAUCAGCUGUGGAUAUCAUUUCCCGCCACAAAAUCACAUUCCUGUUCAUUACACCCCCCUUGGCAGCACAGCUAGCGCGGUUCGAAACGUCGUCAUCCCAGACAAAAUCCAUGAAAUGGCUGCUUUCCGCUGGGGCCCCGAUCCACGAAAAUCUUCGAACAGAAGUAUCUCGUCGUUUUCACGAUAUCCCACUAAGCCUUGAACUCGGCACUGCCGAGACAAUGCUCGUCUCUAUCCAAUUUGACGAGGAUUCUCGCGCCCCUGGGUCAACGGGUACUCUUGUGAGUGGGAUAGAGGCCAAAGUCCUCGACCUGAAAACUGGACUGGAGCAGAAUGGAUCAGGCCCCAAAUAUGCAGGCGAGCUGCUCAUUCGCAACUGUCUCGCCCGGUACCGAGGAUAUCAGAACAAUGCAGUAGCAAAUGCGGCUGCAUUUGAUGCCGAGGGCUGGUUUCAUACGGGGGAUUUCGGGUAUUUAGAUGCGAAGGGGAAUCUGUAUGUCGUAGAUCGGAUCAAGGAGAUGAUCAAGACUGGCGGGGGAUAUGGGUCGCACGUAUCAGCAGCAGAGCUGGAGGCGGUCUUGUUUACUCAUCAAGCUGUUGGGAGUGUGGUGGUUCUGGGGGUGCGUGAGGAAUGCAGUCAGAGGGAUCUGCCGACGGCGUUCGUGGUGCCCAAAAUGAAUGAAAUGGGGCAGCUGGAGAUGGGAAAGUUACAGCAGGCUAUUGAGAAGUUUGCGGAGAAGAGAUUGACCGGCUUGCAAAAAUUGACUGGGGGUGUUCAUUGUCUUUCCGAGUUGCCCCGAAAGGGUAUCAAGGUCGAUAGGUCGGCUUUGAGGGAAUUGGCGAAGAUGCGGCCCAUGAUUCAGUAG
Molecule: messenger RNA, 1680 nt
Organism: Penicillium nucicola
Lineage: Eukaryota; Fungi; Ascomycota; Eurotiomycetes; Eurotiales; Aspergillaceae
Product: AMP-binding enzyme domain protein
Exons: 2
Coding region: 1-1680 (559 amino acids)
Biological process (GO): secondary metabolic process
Molecular function (GO): CoA-ligase activity
Source: RefSeq, a predicted model, not a curated record